This is a messenger RNA of Nycticebus coucang (slow loris), 3070 nucleotides long. RefSeq names its product cytosolic carboxypeptidase 3-like. The record is from RefSeq and is a predicted model, not a curated record. Lineage: Eukaryota; Metazoa; Chordata; Mammalia; Primates; Lorisidae. Bases 2389 to 2949 code for a protein of 186 amino acids. The transcript is spliced from 5 exons.
AACACCUGUUAUUUUCAGAAACUUAUAAAAUCUAAAGAGACAAUAUUAACCCAUAUCUAUGCUUAAGCCUUAGUGCUUUACCCUUUAUUCUGCUUUCAAACUCACUAACAUUCAUUAUCUCCAUUUCUACAAUAUCACAAAUCUUACAGCCUAUAAUGCCUUAUGUUGGCACCAAACACCUAGACUUUUUUUCAGCUGCACUUGGAAAACUGUUCCAAAUAUAUUAAAUUAUGCACCAGAGCUAAAGAUCAGGGAAAAAUCAAAAUGGGAUGUACACAAUGUCUGUUAUGGGAAAAAUCACAUUUAAUUAAAUGAGACAAUACAUUUGCAAUGACCUGGAAAAUAAUAAGUGUUCAGUACGUUAGCUAACAAUUAUUAUAUUUAAAGAAUCUCUGAGCAGAUAAUUGUUAGAGUUCACCCUAGUGCAUGUAUGAAUCCUCCAUCUAGUUUUUAAGGAAAAAAGUCUCUUUUUCAGAAUCGAAUAAAGAUCAUUAAUAAAGCAAUUACCUAGAGUGGAACUUAGCAUGUGUAUAAAUAAAGACCAACACACUUUUAAUCCAACAACUCCAGGAUGGUACCUGCAAUUACUGUAUCCAUUUAAUGAAGAAACUGAGGUCCAGAAAAUUCAUCUGUCCAAAGUCACACUGCCUAAGGUCCAAAGCACAAGUCUUAAACUGCAUGCUUAACUGCACCUACAAGAGGGUCCUGGCAAACCACUAGGAAUGAACUGCCGUCCAGCCUUCACUCCUAAAUUCUCCCCCUACACCACAACUUGCUCAAGUCCCUGGGAUUCUCUCUGCCCGCCCCUCAACACUGCCCCCAGCUCCCAUAAUGCUCCGGGCUCCUGCUUCCUCCGGCCAAAACUCCGCGCACGCUCAGAUCCUCCGCUCUGGUUACUAGGUCAUUCCCGAAGGCUGCUCGAAGUCUCGCGAGAUUAGGCCCGUUGCUGUGGUAACGAGAGGCACUGGGCCUCGUGGGGACUGCUGCUUAAAGUUCAGGGGCGCUCCUUCUAGCGGCAGGAACCCCGAGUCAGUGUCCCCUCACUGAAGGAAGGACCGACCUGGCCAGAAGACUCGGGGUGGGGAGUGAGGGGCCGACUUAGAGAGGACAGUGACGUUCAGAGAAGGAAGCGAGGGUGGAGGCGGGGCGCCCCCUGCGGGAAGCGAGCGCGCUCCGCAGAAUGAGCGCGUCCCCGCGCGGCGGUGUCCGGAGGGGGACCCUGCCAACCCCAAUCCUGGCGUAAUCGUGCUUCCCACCAAGAAAGCCAUCGUGCCUGCUCGCAGACCUGUCCGGGCGCUGCUGGGCGCGGGCGCGCCUGCUUUUGUCCUUUCUCCAGACGCGGAAGAUCCCCGGGGCGCCCACUAAGUUACCUCUGCAUGUGGCUUUCCUGAAGCCGAAGUUGCGUUCCACAGCCGCCCAGCACGUGCUGUGCCUCAUGUGCGCACGUAAGGAAACAGAAUCAGGAUUUAUGCCUGUCCGGUUUUCCAAAUUUGGAGUUGUGCUCUCCUGACCGAAACUUCAGCCUCAAUUCUGAAGGUGUCGCCCGUAAGACACUUUGCACCGUUGCCUUUGUAGUUACUUCCUAUGGAGUUUGGACUUUUCUUCUCUGCAGGUCACACACCAAAACGCACAUUUUGUGGAGGAGAACUUAGACUAGUAGAUUUGAAAUUGGUAAAUUCCUUUGGUCUCUGAAAAACCAGGAUCUUGACAAGGAAUUUAAAUUAUCCCGUUAUCUAGUAAUAACCACGUGGAAGGUACUUGCAGAGAAGGUAAUGGUCAUCGCCAGUACAACCUUCUGGUAGCUAUUGCAGUUUCAGUUAGAGUAAUGUAAUUGAAUAUUAGAGACAGAAUCUACAGAUAAUAUUUAUCAGACUAUAAAGGGAAAAGUCUGUUGUAGUCAUUUGAACUUUUGGUCAAUUGAAAAUUAAGACUUUAAACUUACAGUGGUGUAUUUCACUGACAAGAGUAAGUUUAAUUGUUUUCUUUGAUUCAUUAUACUUAAUUCCUCAGGAUCAUUCUGAACUUACUAUCGCUUUAUCAAUGUCUAGUAUUUAAUUAUAUGUGUAGAAUGUAUAUAAUUUGGCUGUGUACUCUGCAAAUCCCCUUUUCAAUUAAAUUAUUGCUUGAUUUUAUUGUGAUUUUUGUUUCUUAAGUAAUGAAAAAUUUCUGCAGGUCUUUGAAAUUGAAAGUUUAAUUAGCUGCAUUCUAAUUAAUUUACUUUUUAAAGAGAACUGUUGUCACUGUUAAAUAUAAUUGAAUAUAUUUUUGAGUACUCAGUUAAUGUAAUAAACACCUUCAGCUGAAAAAGAAACUGUCGAAUAAGUUCCUUAGAAAUUGUUUUACAGCUUAAUCCGUAUAAUAGAAAUUUCAAGCCAAAUACGGGAAGAGAUGUCAGAAGAUUCAGAAAAGGAAGAUUAUUCAGAUAGAACAAUCAGUGAAGAAGAUGACUCAGAUGAGGAUGCAUUCUUGAAAUUUGUAAGUGAAGAUAUUCAUCACUGUACACUUGUAACAGCUGACUCAGUUGCUGACCCAUUCUUCCCCCGGACUACACAGUUACUAUUGGAAUAUCAGCUAGGGAGAUGGGUGCCACGUCUUCGUGAACCACGAGAUUUAUAUGGUGUCUCUUCCUCUGGUCCACUGAGUCCAACACGGUGGCCAUACCACUGUGAGGUCAUUGAUGAAAAAGUCCAUCAUAUUGAUUGGACUCCUUCUUAUCCUGAGCCAGUGUAUAUCCCAACAGGCCUAGAAAUGGAACCCCUUUAUCCAGACUCCAAGGAAGACACCAUAGUUUAUCUAGCUGAAGAUGCUUAUAAAGAGCCCUGUUUUGUGUAUUCUCGAGUUGGGGGCAACCGAACACCCUUGAAGCAACCUGUGGAUUCCUGUGACAACACUUUGAUGUUUGAAGCAAGGUUUGAGAGUGGUAAUCUACAGAAGGUAGUCAAAGUGUAGGUUUUAAUUAUUUUUAUUCAAGGAGCUAGACCAUCGACUAUUUAUUUUUUAUAUAGGGUACAUUAAAGUGCUUAGUAACUAUUAUUAAACUAUAAUUCCUUGAAGUAUAGAUGCUAUUUAG